Messenger RNA from Lates calcarifer (barramundi perch), 1410 nucleotides. RefSeq names its product TATA box binding protein like 2 (gene tbpl2). Bases 250 to 1203 code for a protein of 317 amino acids. The transcript has 9 exons. The record is from RefSeq and is a predicted model, not a curated record. Gene Ontology annotation, molecular function: DNA binding; RNA polymerase II general transcription initiation factor activity. NCBI's taxonomy places the organism in Eukaryota, Metazoa, Chordata, Actinopteri, Centropomidae. Gene Ontology annotation, biological process: DNA-templated transcription initiation.
UGGUUCUCUACGUGAAAAAUAACGUCGUCAGCUAAUUUUUACUAGUUAAUAGUAGUGAAUCUAAACUAGUUAAUCUUUUUACUGUGUAGAAGUUCAAUUAAUAACUUCAUAUUUCACACAGUGACUGAAACUGCUGGAGGAAAAGUGAAGGUCGAUUAUAAAGAGAAGACUCAGCUGUGCAGCUCUGCCUGGACCCAGGUCCUGGAAGGUCCUGGAAGGUCCUGGAUCAGGUCAGCUGGUUCUUCACUCAUGGAUGAGUCGGCGUUGGAGCGUUACUUUGAUGACUCCAUUGCAAAUGACUCCAGCUUCAUGUUGGGGGAGGAGCUGGGCCUCCAGAGCCCCACCUCCUCCCUGCAGGACUCCUCUUACCUGUCGAUGAAGGCGGGUCCGAGCGGAGAUCUGGGGGCGGAGCUGGACCUGAGUUUUCUACCUGAUGACCUCAGCACACAGGAUGACACAGCUGAAGCAGCACAGACUCAGGCCUCAGUUCUGGACGAGUCUCAGGACAGCGGCGUCUGUCUCGACUACAACUCCCAGGAUUCCACAGCAGCUGACCCCCAGCAGGGGAUGUCUUCAUUGGGACCGGGAACUGGCACCUCCCCCUUCUGUCCCAUGACCCCUAUGACCCCCAUGACCCCCAUGACCCCUGUGACAGAGAGGUCAGGAAUCAUCCCACAGUUACAGAACAUAGUCUCCACAGUGAACCUGGGUUGUCCUCUGGACCUGAAGUUCAUCGCUCUGCAGGCGAGAAACGCAGAAUACAACCCCAAGCGUUUUGCUGCCGUCAUCAUGAGGAUCCGUGAACCUCGAACCACAGCUCUGAUCUUCAGCUCAGGGAAGAUGGUCUGUACCGGAGCCAAGAGUGAGGAGCAGUCGCGGCUUGCAGCCAGGAAGUACGCCCGCGUGGUGCAGAAACUUGGUUUCCCUGCUCGCUUCCUGGACUUUAAGAUCCAGAACAUGGUGGCCAGCUGUGACGUCUGUUUCCCCAUCAGACUAGAGGGACUGGUCCUGACCCACCAGCAGUUCAGCAGUUAUGAACCUGAGCUGUUUCCAGGUCUCAUCUACAGGAUGGUGAAACCUCGGAUUGUCCUGCUCAUCUUUGUGUCUGGGAAAGUUGUUCUGACCGGAGCUAAAGAACGAGCUGAGAUCUAUGAAGCGUUCGAGAACAUUUAUCCGAUCCUGAGAGGCUUCAGGAAACAGUGAGGACAGCACUUCAGUUCAUCUGUAAAUAGACUGAAAACUGGAUUUUAUUUUGUGUUACUCAUCAGAGAUGUGGAUAGAACAAGAGUCACCUGUUUGAAUGUUUUCCCAGCCUGAAAGAAAAUAAAGAGAUGUCAGGUUUCCAAAUGACUGCAGAGAAAACUUCAUGUUUCCUGUUGAUUAACAUCAGAACUGAACAACAAACAGUGA